GGUUGGAAAGUGCGGGAACUACAACAACAAAGAACAGGCGGGAACAAUUUUAUCACUGAAAACAUGGUCCGAACAAAAGCAGACAGCAGCGGCGCUUCGAGAAAGGUUGUUGCUGCACGAGCUCCAAGGAAAGCUUUGGGUGGCAGUAGUUCUGGUAAUACCUCAUCAUGUUCCUCACCAAGUAGUAGUAAAAAUAAGUAUGCAGGUGGUAAUUCAGUCUGUGAUCAACCUACUCCUGAUUGGCAAAAAGGUAUUGGUGGCUUUUUGAUCCAAUCACCAAAGGGAAAAGGAAAGGAAAAUACCCUUGAGGACAGUGAGGCUGGGAGCAGUAGUAGUAGUAGUGGAUGUGGUAGUAGCCAAAGUAGUGAAGGACAGUCUUCAACAGCAGAUAAUGACUGAAUGAAUCAGAGAAUAAAAUAGUGCAUAUAUUUUUCAUCACAGCAUGAAAGUGUUUGAUAUUGAAAAGGACAUUUUUUGUGAACUAUUGAAAAAAUGAAGUCAGUAUGAAGCAAUUCUCAUGUAUGGACUAUAAAAAUGUAAUGGCUUUGUUAAAUAGUGCAAAGUUGUUGGAAGCAUUUAGAAUUUUCACUUGAUUUAAAAUCAUUGAGGUUGGUCAACUGGUCAGAUAUGUACAUCAAUAUUCAUUUGUCAUUUAUUUUAAUAGAGUGAUCAUGUUAAUGCAAUGUUUUAUCAUGUGUCAUGCAACAAAUUUGAAUUGAAAUUGUCACAAAUGUAAAUAUUGUACAGAAAUUAAUUAUGAUAAAAUAAACAAUAAUUUUAUGA
This is a messenger RNA of Mytilus californianus (California mussel), 783 nucleotides long. Its product is annotated as PCNA-associated factor-like. NCBI's taxonomy places the organism in Eukaryota, Metazoa, Mollusca, Bivalvia, Mytilida, Mytilidae. Gene Ontology annotation, molecular function: chromatin binding. The transcript has 4 exons. Gene Ontology annotation, cellular component: nucleus. The coding region runs from base 64 to 399 and encodes 111 amino acids. The record is from RefSeq and is a predicted model, not a curated record. Gene Ontology annotation, biological process: translesion synthesis; regulation of cell cycle.